AUGCGUCGGGAACGACUGCUAUUCCACUUUCUGGCGUUUAGCCUGCUUUCCUUGCUGGCCUCUGCCGACGAGCACAAUCACCUCUACGAAGACGGCGACGAGGUUGUCCUAUGGAUGAGUACUGUAGGACCGUAUCAUAAUCGUCAAGAGACGUACUCCUAUUAUUCCCUACCCUUUUGUACAGGCAUCAAGAAUGUUAUUAAUCAUUAUCACGAGACCCUAUCAGAGGCUCUACAAGGGAUUGAAUUGAAGUUCAGUGGCUUAGAUAUCGAAUUCAAAGAGGAUAUCUCAAAAACAGAAUACUGCCAGAUAAGUUUAAAUGAAGAAAGCCAGAAAGCAUUUGUGUACGCAAUAAAAAAUCAAUAUUGGUAUCAAAUGUAUAUUGAUGAUUUGCCAAUAUGGGGUGUUGUAGGGGAAUUGGAAAACAAUGAUGGAGUUGCGGUAUCAGAUUCCUAUUAUAUCUGGACGCACAAAAAGUUUGACAUUGGGUAUAAUGGUAAGCAGAUAGUGGAUGUUAACCUGACCAGUGAAAACAAGGUGAAGCUGGUGCAGGGUGCACGUAUAUCUUUCAGCUAUGAAGUCAAUUGGAAAAAGAGUAAUGUCAAAUUUGAGGAUAGAUUUGACAAGUAUCUGGAUCCUAACUUCUUUCAGCAUAGAAUACAUUGGUUUAGUAUCUUCAAUAGUUUCAUGAUGGUGAUCUUUCUCGUCGGGCUCGUGUCAAUGAUUCUGAUGCGCACUUUAAGAAAAGAUUACGCUCGAUACAGCAGGGACGAAGAAAUGGAUGAUAUGGAAAGGGACUUGGGUGAUGAAUAUGGCUGGAAGCAGGUUCACGGAGAUGUUUUUAGGCCUGCGAGUCAUGCUAUGCUCUUCUCAGCUCUUAUAGGUGCGGGCUAUCAGGUCACAGUGGUUGUACUGAGUGUAAUUAUCUUUGCGAUCCUGGGCGAGCUAUAUACAGAACGCGGGUCGAUGCUAUCGACGGCGAUAUUUGUAUACGCUGUCACAUCGCCUAUCAAUGGUUACGCGGGAAGCGGACUAUACGCGCGGAUGGGCGGACGCGUCUGGAUUAAACAGAUGCUCCUCAGCGCUUUCAUGUUGCCGCUCAUGGUCUGUGGCACUGCUUUCUUCAUCAAUUUUAUCGCCAUGUAUUAUCACGCCAGUAGAGCAAUACCUUUCGGAUCCAUGGUCGCAGUGACAUGUAUCUGCAUAUUUGUGAUAUUACCGCUGACAAUGGUAGGUACGAUUCUAGGCCGAAAUCUCGCCGGGACGCCCGAUGCUCCGUGUCGCGUGAAUGCGGUGCCUCGACCGAUACCCGAGAAGAAGUGGUUCAUGGAACCGCUAGUGAUCAUAAUGCUCGGCGGAAUCUUACCUUUUGGUUCGAUCUUUAUUGAAAUGUACUUCAUUUUUACCUCCUUCUGGGCGUACAAGAUCUACUAUGUUUAUGGCUUUAUGUUAUUAGUAUUCGUUAUUCUUAUGAUAGUGACCGUAUGCGUUACUAUCGUAUGUACAUAUUUCUUGCUAAAUGCCGAAGACUAUCGAUGGCAGUGGACGAGUUUUCUUGCAGCGGCUUCGACGGCCGGUUACGUCUACAUUUAUUCCUUUUAUUACUUUUUCUUCAAAACUAAAAUGUACGGUCUCUUCCAAACGGCGUUUUAUUUCGGAUACAUGGCGUUGUUCAGCUUGGCCCUAGGUAUUAUGUGCGGGACAGUCGGAUACAUCGGUACCAACGCAUUCGUGCGGAAGAUAUAUUCCACGGUAAAAAUAGACUAAAAAGUAUAUUGCUGAAUAUAAUAUAUACUAUCAUUUACAUCGUGAGUCGAACGAUGUAAUUUCCGUGCAGCCUGUGAUGCUCACGAUGUUCUCGACAAAAUGAAGUAUACAUUUCUUCAUUUGUCUUGAAACAGUCCAUUAUGUCACCCGAGAAUGCGAUUUUUUUCUUACGUUUAUCAUUGGUUCAAUUAAUCCAACUGCGACUAGAAAAAUAUCACCGACCAACAGUAUCCUUAUUAAUCUUCCAACAGAACUCACGUCACGUACUACCUACGAUAUUCAAACAAUGUUCUCGCAUCUCAUUUAUUAAUUCUUCUUUUAAAUUGCUAUAUUUCAUGCAAGUAAAGAUGCGCUGUAAAUGGAUUUUACUGUACUAGUACGCGCGCACAUGUCGCAAUGCAGUCAUCUGUCAAUAAUAAAAUGAUAAUUGUAAGUAUUAGUCGAAUUCCAUAUGUGAGUCUGAAUAAUUAUAUGAAUGAAAAUUCUGCAAUCGUGCGCAAAAUUAUAUUGUUAUAUAUUUUUGUUUCAAUAUCAAAUUUACCACUGGUAUAUUAACAAAAUUAUAACAUGAUGAAUAUUUAUAUACUUAAUUUAAUAAUUAUAUAUGUAUAUGUGUACACAUAUCACACACAACAUACAUGCACAGACACAUAUACACAUAUACAUAUAUAUAUAUUUAUAUAUAUAUAUAAACAUGAUUGCAUUUAUAUGUGUAUGAACAUGUGUUUUUUGGAAUGUCUCAAUGCUGCAAUAUUUGUCGCUGUCUCACUUGUCGACAGUAAAAAAUUGAUCAAACUAUUGAUAUUCAACUAUCAAGGGAAGAUUGAAAAGUUUCAUCUUGUUCUUUGACAAAAAAAGCAGAGCUUUUGAUUCGGGCAAAGCGUAAUGGUUUAUAAAGCGAAAUAAUGUUUUCCAUCUCUUGAAAAAAAAAAUACAAAGUAGAAUCUUAUAAUAUCGAAAGCUCUAAUAAACAAGAGUGGAUAUUGAAAAGCAAAAGUAUAUUAUAAUUUACCAACAUGAUAGUUUUAUAAGACUUUUGCAUCGAUAUGCAAAUUGUGUAAUGGAGAUAUAAUUGUAACUAGACUAAUUUUAAAUUCUGUGACUAUUAAAUCAAUUUGCCAAUUUGAUUAUCAGUGGAAAACUCUUAACUUAUGAUUAGGUUCUAGUAGUAGUUCAAAUGAAGAGGAGAAAUCGUGAAUGCAUAGUAUUCAUAGUAAGGUUUCCUUAUAUGCGGUAUCGUAACUCUGUAUUAUUUUUUCUCUUCGUUCGAAUAUUUCCAUUGUUACUUUGAACGAAUCCUCGCUCCUGAUUCUCUUCCGCACUGUAUACCGCAUUGCUGUUGAAAAAGUGAGAAGUUAAAAUUUCAUAACACAGUUAGAGAUAGGUACUUGUGGAUACUAUUCGCGAAAAAUAUAACGACGAGUGUAUUAUAUUUCAUUAAUUUUAAUGAAAGAGAGACUAAACGUCGGUGAGAGUCUUCGAAAAUAAACGAUUUGUUGUUAGAUGUAGCGAUUCUAAAAAAAUAUAAAAUUUCUACGUAUACACAA
Camponotus floridanus (Florida carpenter ant) is the source of this 3314-nucleotide messenger RNA. RefSeq names its product transmembrane 9 superfamily member 3 (gene TM9SF3). Gene Ontology annotation, biological process: protein localization to membrane. NCBI's taxonomy places the organism in Eukaryota, Metazoa, Arthropoda, Insecta, Hymenoptera, Formicidae. The transcript has 10 exons. The coding region runs from base 1 to 1767 and encodes 588 amino acids. The record is from RefSeq and is a predicted model, not a curated record. Gene Ontology annotation, cellular component: membrane.